This is a messenger RNA of Lagenorhynchus albirostris (white-beaked dolphin), 2072 nucleotides long. RefSeq names its product kelch-like protein 15. Gene Ontology annotation, biological process: nuclear protein quality control by the ubiquitin-proteasome system; protein ubiquitination. The record is from RefSeq and is a predicted model, not a curated record. Gene Ontology annotation, cellular component: Cul3-RING ubiquitin ligase complex; nucleus. NCBI's taxonomy places the organism in Eukaryota, Metazoa, Chordata, Mammalia, Artiodactyla, Delphinidae. Gene Ontology annotation, molecular function: protein binding.
CGCUGGAGCGGCCCCUUAUAGACGUUCGAGGAGCCAGCUGAGUGCCGUCCCGGCGCCCGACCGCCCACCGUCCGGCCCGCUUCUUCCUGAUGCAGACUGCCGUCCACUAGAGGCUGGACGGACCCCCGAGCUUCCAGGGUAUGGAUUGUGAACAAGUUGGUUUUGUUUCACAUGUUCAUUUACAGCGUUUUUGUGUUCUACCUUUCCAAAAUGAAAGUAUAUAGCUUUUGGAUUAAUGGAGUGCUGAUAAAAAUUAUGAUAUUAAUUUCAUCUUGUGCAUACUUUGCUGUGUUAGGUGAUUCAUGGCAGGGGACGUGGAAGGAUUCUGUUUCUCCAUCCAUGACACCAGGGUCUCUGCUGGGUUCAGAGCACUGUAUGAGGAGGGAUUGCUUCUUGAUGUCACUCUGCUUAUUGAAGAUCAUCAGUUCCAGGCCCAUAAAGCACUCUUGGCCACCCAGAGUGAUUACUUCAGAAUUAUGUUUACCGCAGAUAUGAGGGAGCGAGAUCAGGACAAAAUUCAUUUAAAAGGUCUAACUGCUACCGGUUUCAGCCACGUCCUUCAGUUUAUGUAUUAUGGAACUAUAGAACUGAGUAUGAGUACUGUUCAUGAUAUUCUUCAGGCUGCCAUGUAUGUUCAACUUAGAGAAGUGGUGAAGUUCUGCUGCUCUUUAGCAAAAAUCUGCUUAGAAAACUGUGCAGAAAUUAUGAGACUCUUAGAUGAUUUCGGUGUAAACAUCGAGGGAGUCAGGGAGAAGUUGGACGCCUUUCUGCUAGACAACUUCGUACCACUCAUGUCCAGGCCUGACUUCCUGUCUUAUCUGAGCUUUGAGAAGCUCAUGCCUUACUUGGAUAAUGAUCAUCUGAGCAGGUUCCCAGAGACAGAGCUGUACGAGGCUGUGCAGUCUUGGCUGUGGCAUGAUAGAAGACGCUGGAGACAUACCGAUACCAUCAUUCAAAACAUCAUUAAGACAUCAGAAUUUUAUAGAUACUCCCGACAGCUGCGCUAUGAAGUUGACCAAGCCUUGAAUUACUUUCAGAACGUUCACCAGCAGCCUCUGUUGGACAUGAAAUCAAGCCGCAUCCGCUCUGCCAAACCCCAAACUACAGUAUUCCGAGGCAUGACUGGACAUAGCAUGGUUAACAGUAAAAUACUUCUCUUAAAGAAACCAAGAGUCUGGUGGGAACUGGAGGGCCCACAAGUACCUCUGCGUCCGGACUGCCUUGCUAUCGUGAAUAACUUCGUGUUCUUGUUGGGUGGGGAAGAACUGGGCCCAGACGGCAAAUUCCAUGCUUCUUCCAAAGUGUUCAGGUAUGACCCGAGACAAAACUCUUGGCUCCGGAUGGCAGACAUGUCUGUACCACGUUCAGAAUUUGCAGUUGGUGUUACUGGAAAGUUUAUUUAUGCUGUAGCAGGCAGAACCAGAGAUGAGACUUUCUAUUCAACAGAGAGAUAUGAUAUCACCAAUGAUAAAUGGGAAUUUGUGGAUCCUUAUCCAGUUAACAAGUAUGGACAUGAGGGGACAGUGCUCAAUAACAAGUUGUUUAUCACUGGUGGAAUCACCUCAUCUUCCACCUCCAAACAAGUGUGCGUGUUUGACCCCAGUAAAGAAGGGACCAUAGAACAGCGGACCAGGAGAACUCAAGUAGUUACCAACUGUUGGGAGAAUAAGAGCAAAAUGAAUUACGCUAGAUGUUUUCACAAGAUGAUUUCUUACAACGGCAAGCUUUAUGUCUUCGGUGGUGUCUGUGUGAUCUUGAGGGCCUCUUUUGAGUCUCAGGGAUGCCCUUCCACAGAAGUGUACAACCCAGAGACUGAUCAGUGGACCAUCUUGGCGUCCAUGCCAAUUGGUAGAAGUGGCCAUGGUGUGACUGUGCUGGACAAACAGAUAAUGGUUCUUGGAGGCCUUUGCUACAAUGGUCAUUACAGCGAUUCUAUUCUCACUUUUGAUCCGGAUGAAAACAAAUGGAAGGAAGAUGAGUACCCGCGGAUGCCCUGCAAGCUGGAUGGUUUACAAGUAUGCAACCUACAUUUUCCAGAAUAUAUACUGGACGAGGUCAGACGUUGCAACUAA